AUGGAGGAGCGAGAAACAGCUCCCCAGUCUGCGUCAGCGCCCCUCCUAGAUGAGGAGGUUGCUGUCGAUGAAUUCCAGGCCACAGUCGAAGCACAAUUGGCCCGCCAUUCUAGUUCUGUCAGAGCUCUCGAACUGCCCGAGAGCGAUCAAGAUAUCACGCUGCAGAAUGUCAAGAGAGAGCUCUCCCCGGGGCGCGACGAAGAAUCGGCCGAGAGGGAGCUCUUACCAGGUAUUGAAACCGUCAUUGACCUGACUGGAGAAGACGAGGCGGUCCAGCAAGAAGAACAUCGGGGUAGCAGCACAGAUUCUGCUCCUCCAGCUCGCAAUUCCAUACCUGCACCAGCCGACCAGCUUCAAGUGUUUCAACAUAACCCUUCCGAAGUAUCCUUGCGACCUGGCAUGCUGGUCGAAAUCAACGAGAUUAGACAACUCUACCACGCUGCGUUCCUCAUGAUACAGUACAUUAUCGAUACACCGGAUGGCAUCGUGCUGCGCGGUCUCCCCUUGACACGAACGAGAUUCCUCAGGGGACAACUUCCUCGUUAUCGGAACGAAGUUUGCCUCGUCCUUCAAAUCGAUGAAAAUGAUCAUCGUGAUGACAUGUUACAAGCAGCCGUGGAUGUGCCAGUGACGGAUGUCAUAAGAGAAAGGGAGUUGCACAUCACCAACGAGGACUUCCCAAUUCAUAGAUUCGGUGGCGUUUUCCACUCCAUAGAAGACAUUGAAAACAAGGCUUUGCUGGCGUGUCGUUGGAAGUAUCGUCUCUUAUACAAGAGUACAGCUGCCAGGAAAGCACGUCAAUUGCCAUGUCACUAUGUCCUUACACACCUGAGAGCCGAAGACAUAUUGGAUGCCCAGUUGCAAGUCAGUGACACGACACGCCUGAAUCGAUGGAGGGGGAACAAAGUCCGUGGUGGCUCAUACAAUGUCAAUACUCGCAAAGAUCUGGAGGCCAUCGAAGAUCUCGAAUCGGAUGGAGGUACAGAAGUAGCAUGGAUCAAAAAGGACCAGGGUCAGCGAUACACCAUGGGUGACAUGUUUUCGGGUGCUGGCGGCACGUCCCUUGGUGCGCAACAAGCUGGCUUGCAUAUCCGUGUCGCGUGCGACAAUGCCCAACAUGCGUGUGCCACGCAUCGCCGCAACUUUCCCGAGACCGAUCUUCGAGAGGAAGAUAUAUGGAAAUUCAUCAGUGAAGAUCUCACCUGGGGCGGCAAAGGAGACUAUGUUGACGUGUUGCACCUGUCUCCUCCGUGCCAGUUCUGGUCUCCUGCUCACACGGUAUCUGGACAAAACGACGAUGCCAACAUUGCCGUCCUAUUCUCCUGUCAUGAGCUCAUCAAGAAGCUCAAGCCGCGCAUCUUCACGCUGGAGCAGACAUUUGGCAUUCUCCAUCCCCGUUUCGAGCACUACUUCAAUGCUCUCUUGCACGGGUUUACGCAGUACAGCUAUUCAGUCCGUUGGAGGGUUAUCGACCUCCUUGAAUGGGGCCUACCAUCGAGAAGGAAUCGUCUGGUCAUGAUAGGCGCUUGUCCGGGUGAGAAACUGCCCACGUUUCCCGCCAGUACCCAUGCAAGGAAUCCGCCACCCGGUAGCGGCUUGAAGCCUUUCACGACAGUCAAGGAUGCAAUGAAGCUGAUCCCGCCCAAUGCCACCAUGCACGAGAAGAAGCAUGUGCGGUUCAAAGACCACUGGGAUCCGAGCAUCCCCCUUGCUCGAUGCAUCACGACACAUGGCGGCUUUGGCAAUUAUCAUUACAGCGGGAGACGGGACUUUACAAAUCGAGAACUCGCAACCAUGAAUGGCUUUCCAGCUUGGUACGAAUUCCAUCCGCAAAAUGUCAAGAAGCAGAUUGGAAAUGCUUUCCCUGCCCGCGUUGUCCGAGUGCUGUAUAGUCAUUUGUUGAAAUGGCUUGAGGACGAAGAUCGCGUAAUGCCAGUAGAGGAGCAAAGCAGGUUCGAAGAGGAGUCCGAGUACGAAGUUGUUGAGACGGACGUUGAAGAUGAUCUAGAGUACUUGGGUCAGGCCGUCAAAGAGAGGAAGAACAGCGCCAGCCGCGGCACUAUAGUAUUGUAG
Pestalotiopsis fici W106-1 is the source of this 2073-nucleotide messenger RNA. RefSeq lists its product as uncharacterized. The transcript has 2 exons. Gene Ontology annotation, molecular function: methyltransferase activity. The record is from RefSeq and is a predicted model, not a curated record. Bases 1 to 2073 code for a protein of 690 amino acids. Gene Ontology annotation, cellular component: nucleus. NCBI's taxonomy places the organism in Eukaryota, Fungi, Ascomycota, Sordariomycetes, Amphisphaeriales, Sporocadaceae.